UAACAACAACAACUGUUUCUUGUGCUUUUUUCGUAUUUUAAAGCCAAUAAAAGCCCCGAAAUGAGCGAAACAACUGAUAUGGAAGCCGUGACAAAGGAGCCUGUGACAGAAACAGCCGAGAGCGCCGAAAAAGUCGUUUCAGAGGCAAUUUCGACGACAGAAUCGGAGCAAGCGGUUGAAGAGUCAACGGAAAAAGCAUCAGAAAAGCCCGAGGAAGAGUCUCAACCGAUGGAAGUUGAAGAAACUGACGCCGAAACGAAAGAAAAUGAGACUCACGAGGAGAAAGAAAAUGACGUGAAAGAAACCGAAGAGGAAGAGGAAGCUGAAGAAGAAAUGCAAACAGCUUCGGAAGGUUCAAAGAGUCCCGAAAAAACAAAAAAUGGAGCCAAAAACGACGAAAAUCUUCUCAGUGAAGAGAAUUUGGAUCGUGAAAGUCCCGAGAUUUGGCCUGAAAAAAUUCCCGGCGUUCAAGAUUUCGUGCAAGAACAUGCAACGGAAGGCUCAUCGCUACCAACUUGGACUAAAGGAUUGACGCAAGAAGAUAUCGAUCAGAUGCACGAACUUGGUGCGAUGUCAAACUCACAAUUAAUUCUGGAAAUUAAAAAGUUGUAUGAUCACGCGUACAAAAUUGGCGUCGAAGAGUCAAAGGAAAUGUCUCGAGGGAAGCUUUUACAAAUUUUUGCCAACUCUAAGAAGAAAUAAAUUCGUAAUCAACUUUAAUUAACCAUAAAAAUACUAAUAAAAGCUCUAAAAUUUCUAAAUUUCUAACAAACCUAACCCGUUCUUAUUUACAUUCUUUCAAGGCAUCGACAGCUUUCUUCGCCGCCUCAUCCAAAUUCGAGACGGAAUGAAUUGGUAAGCCGGAUUCCUUCAAAAUUUUCACCGCUU
Molecule: messenger RNA, 888 nt
Organism: Culicoides brevitarsis
Lineage: Eukaryota; Metazoa; Arthropoda; Insecta; Diptera; Ceratopogonidae
Gene: lin-52
Product: cancer/testis antigen family 47 member C1
Exons: 2
Coding region: 61-702 (213 amino acids)
Biological process (GO): regulation of DNA-templated transcription
Cellular component (GO): DRM complex
Source: RefSeq, a predicted model, not a curated record